CCAUUUUAUGAGUUUAUCGAGUAAUACACAUCCACCAAGCCAAAAAUGAUUGUCACUUAGAUCAUUUCCCGCAGACAAUUGAGCUCACUGGCUCAACACACCUUUCCUGCUUUUCCCCAACAACACAAUAACAACCACAUUUUUUUUAUUUUUUAUUUUUUAUUUUUUUUUAUUUUAAGGAAAAAAGGAAUAUUAUUUAUUUUUUAAAAAAUAACUCCACUAAAAUCCAUGAACACACAAGACAUAUCAUCAUCCCAUACCAUUCAAUUUCAACCAUAUUCAUCUUUUGCAACACAAAAUUUGGCACCCAAAUACAAUGCUCCUCCGCUCUAGCAUUGUAUUCACCCCUCUUCCAUCACCCUCCCUCCGCCAUACCAAAACUCACCCUCAAAGACUAACGCUCCCUAUCAUUUCAGCUCAGCUCCCUACAACAUCCUACACCGUGUCCGACAACGCACUCGAAUCUCAAGGCUUUACCCUUCACCGCAACACUGAUGGUCUCAACCUUGAUCACCUCAACUCGGUCUUUGUAGCCGUGGGGUUUCCGAGGCGGGACCCCGAUAAGAUACGAAUUGCCCUUGAACAUACGGAUUCUCUUAUAUGGGUGCAGUACAAUAAAACACAGAGGCCAGUGGCCUUUGCUAGAGCAACAGGGGAUGGUGUGUUCAAUGCUAUCAUAUGGGAUGUUGUUGUUGAUCCUGUAUUUCAAGGGGUCGGGUUAGGGAAGGCGGUCGUGGAGAGGAUAUUAGAGGAGUUGAUGCAGAAAGGGAUUACGAAUAUUGCGCUGUAUUCGGAGCCUCGAGUUCUUGGGUUUUAUAGGCCGUUAGGGUUUGUUGCAGACCCUGAUGGGAUUAGAGGUAUGGUGUACUCUAGGAAACAGAACAAGAAGAAAUAUUGAUCUUGUAAAGUUAUGCACAUGAUACACGAAUACUAAUGUAGUUAUUAUGAAAGUUUUUAAUUGCAUUAAACAGUUCUUAUAAA
This is a messenger RNA of Chenopodium quinoa (quinoa), 981 nucleotides long. RefSeq names its product serotonin N-acetyltransferase 2, chloroplastic-like. Lineage: Eukaryota; Viridiplantae; Streptophyta; Magnoliopsida; Caryophyllales; Amaranthaceae. The record is from RefSeq and is a predicted model, not a curated record. Gene Ontology annotation, cellular component: cytoplasm. The transcript has a single exon. Bases 317 to 898 code for a protein of 193 amino acids. Gene Ontology annotation, molecular function: N-acetyltransferase activity.